Amblyraja radiata (thorny skate) is the source of this 5887-nucleotide messenger RNA. RefSeq names its product DGCR8 microprocessor complex subunit (gene dgcr8). The coding region runs from base 403 to 2778 and encodes 791 amino acids. Gene Ontology annotation, biological process: primary miRNA processing. The record is from RefSeq and is a predicted model, not a curated record. The transcript has 14 exons. Lineage: Eukaryota; Metazoa; Chordata; Chondrichthyes; Rajiformes; Rajidae. Gene Ontology annotation, molecular function: heme binding; primary miRNA binding; double-stranded RNA binding. Gene Ontology annotation, cellular component: microprocessor complex.
GAGCUGUGGGAGCCGAGGCUGCGGGCGGCGGGCGCCGGGGCAACGGCGGGAGGGAGGGGGGGGGGAAGGAGAGGAGGCGAUGACACUUUACCACGUUAGCGAGCGCGGCGGACACCACGGUGAUAAAGAGUAGAAGAUGGUCCCGAGGAUUCAAGAUGAUGAACUCUCUCUGAUCCCAGACGUUGAUUAAGCUGAAUACAUUGUGAUUUUCAAUAAUUGAGACAGUGAUGCUAAAAGCUGUCUACUUUAAUGAAAAGAGUAAUGUAGUCAGCUUAACUGAAUCAUCUGUAAAUUGUGACUAGUACCAUAACAUUUAAAUAAUUCAGUUGGACUGAUAUAUGUUUAAUUCCUCCUUAAUAGAGGAUUAAGUAAGAAAUUAUUUAUAGAGUUAAUUUUUAAAAGAUGGAGAUGUUUGAAAGCCUACCUCCUGUGGCCAAAGAGCCUUCAGUACCGCUGAAAGCUGAGCACCAACCGUGUCCCCCACCUCUUCCUCCAAGUGUGCCGCCGCCUCCACCACCUCCCCUGCAAACGUCCUGUGACGCAGAAGUUAUGGACGUUGGCUCUGGUGGUGAUGGACUUUCAGACACUCUGGAUUGUAACGCGCCCAGCCUGGACCAGCAUCAAGCGAUGGAAUCCACUGUCAUUAACGACCAAUUGACAGCAGUGUCGGGAAGCUGUCCACUGAAUCCAAGAACAGCGCGCCACGCACCGGCUGUUCCCAAGUUUGCCCCCGAUAUUAAUCUGCUCAAAGAUGUUAAAGUCAGAGUAGUUUUUUCGGAAAGCAGUAAAAGCAAAGACAGGCAGGUGGUGUAUGCUGGCGUUGAGCCUGCUGAGAAAGGUACUGAAACUAGCAACAGCAUGAAUGGAGGUUUGCAUGGCCCUCCUUUUGAAGGGAAGGGAGCAGUAGGGUCAUUGGGUUUCUGUAGUAAAAGUACUGAUAAGCAAGAAGUUGAAGACAAUCAAGAGAAAAAAGUGGAAUUUGCAGUGCUCGAUGAACUAGACUUCCCGGAAAACUUCGAAACAGAUGAAGUAGAAGGAGCAGGUUUCAAAUCUGAAAUGAUCAUUCAACAGGAUCCCGUCGAUGAAGAAGCUCUGAGUUACUCGUUUGAGGAUGAUUUUGAUAACGAUGUUGAUGCCCUCCUGGAGGCGGUGCUGCCUCCUCCCAAAAAGAGGAAGCGGGUUGAUGAGGAUGUCGCAGGUGAAAGUGACCACCAGACUGAUGAAGAAACCAGCGUGCAGCCAAUGAUGACCAAAAUUAAAACCGUGUUAAAAAAUCGUGGGCGUCCACCGACUGAACCCCUUCCUGACGGCUGGAUCAUGACAUUCCAUAAUUCCGGUAUUCCCGUUUACCUGCACAGAGAAACUAGAGUAGUUACCUGGUCACGACCUUAUUUUUUAGGAACGGGAAGCAUCAGGAAGCACGAUCCUCCCCAGAGCAGCAUUCCCUGUCUACACUAUUUAAAGAUGAGAGACCAAGAGCAAGAGCAGAAUAUGGCGGCCAGCAAUGGUGAGGUAACCAAAGUGACCAUGAAUGGAGAUUUGUCCCCAGACAAAGUUCAGAAUGCUGCUGUAGAAAUAAUUGAGGAAACAGACUGCACUGCCACUGAGCAAAACUCUGUCACUAAUUCAGUAUCUCUCAGUAACUCAGGGGCAAUGAACUCUAAAUCCUUGGAAGAACGAGAAGCCUUGGGUGGAAUCAUUGCAGCAGGAGCCCUGGGGCAGGUGAAGGCUAAAGUAGAAGUAUGCAAAGAAGAAUCUAUUGUCAUUGAAGAUUUUAAAAAAUACUUGGAGAAGCGCUUUGAUUUUGAACAAGUCACUGUGAAGAAGUUCAGGACCUGGGCUGAGCGUCGGCAGUUUAACCGGGAGAUGAAGCGGAAGCAGGCAGAAGCCGAGCGACCAAUUCUGCCGGCUAAUCAGAAGCUCAUUACUCUCUCUGUUCAGGAUGCACCCACAAAGAAAGAGUUUGUCAUUAAUCCAAAUGGGAAAUCGGAAGUUUGUAUACUGCACGAAUAUAUGCAACGGGUCCUAAAAGUUCGCCCUGUUUACAAUUUUUUUGAAUGUGAAAAUCCAAGUGAUCCUUUUGGAGCCUCGGUUGUUAUCGAUGGAGUCACCUAUGGUACAGGAACUGCCAGUAGCAAAAAACUUGCAAAGAAUAAAGCUGCUCGUGCUACACUGGAAAUCCUCAUUCCUGACUUUAUCAAACAGACCACUGAUGAGAAGCCCAAAGACAGUGAUGAGCUUGAGUACUUCAACCACAUCAGUAUUGAGGAUUCAAGGGUGUAUGAACUGACCAAUAAAGCUGGACUGUUGUCACCAUAUCAAAUUCUCCAUGAGUGCCUUAAGAGAAAUCAUGGAAUGGGUGACACAACCAUCAAGUUUGAGGUAAUUCCAGGUAAAAACCAGAAGAGCGAAUAUGUCAUGACCUGUGGAAAACACACAGUGAAAGGCUGGUGCAAAAACAAACGAGUUGGCAAGCAGUUGGCAUCUCAGAAAAUCCUACAAUUACUACACCCUCAUGUGAAGAACUGGGGAUCACUACUACGCAUGUAUGGCAGGGAAAGCAAUAAAAUGGUCAAACAGGAAAUGUCUGAUAAAAGUGUGAUUGAACUGCAGCAGUUUGCCAAAAAGAACAAACCGAAUCUGCAUAUUUUGAACAAGCUACGGGACGAGAUGAAGAAGCUGGCACGAGACAGGGAGGAAACUCGUAAGAAGCCGAAAAUGACAAUAAUGGAAUCAGCACAGCCGGGCAGCGAACCUCUCUGUACUGUCGAUGUGUAAAGCACUGCAAAAUGGACAGCAAUAACGCACUGGACUGAAUCACCCUCAACAAUUAUAUAUUGUGACCUUCGUGUCUCGAGGUUGCAAAAUACAUAGGAAUUUAGGUCUCCCCAUCCUAGCUUGACAGUGUACUGCUUUAAUUAUGCAUCAGAGUUUUCCAUUGCAAUGGGCAAUAUAUUAUUGAACUUGAAUCUUUACCUCUACGACAGGAAAGAGCACAAGACUAAAGUUAGAUUGAGAGAAUAUUGAAUAUUACCUCAGAGGAGAACAUUUAGGCCAGUGAACUUCGAAUUUGAUUAGCUAUAUUUUAAGGGCCUUUGAAUUUCCAUCAUUGGCCUGCGACAGAAUGGUGAUUGAAAUAUUAUGCACUGAGCUGUUGGCAAAAUAACCCGUUACAUUAUGGCGAUGAUCUUCAGGAAGAAAUAUUUUUCAUUAUUGACGUGUAACCUGGUGGCAGUGUGAGAUGGCUUCAAUAGACACAAUCUAAGUUAUUUCUUUUAUGAUGAACUUUUUGUUUUGUUAACAGUUUUUAAGCAAUUUAUCAAGCAACUUUAUUAGUUAACUAUGUUUUUAAAUGAAGUGACACUGAGCUAUCCCUUACUGAAGAAACAAGAAGUGUAUACACACGAUCUUGUGAGGCAAGGGUGUAUUUUUGAAAUUUGGAUUUGUAUUGGAAAUAUUGGAGUAUGAGGUACCUGUACAAGCAUUUUGUCGAAUCAGUUUAACAGUGGCCUUGUAGGACUUAAUCAUUAGUAAACUGUUCUUAAAUUGGAAAAAGUAACUACCAUAGUCUACUACAUGACACAAUGGUGUUUUAAAUUUUUUUAAAUUAAUUGUGACUGAUUUCAAUUAAGGAAAUCUGAUAGUAGAAUGCAUAAUUUUUCUAUGGAAAUUGUCAAAAAUCUGAAUCGUCUAAGUAACUAUAAUGCAUGUUGAGACUGCAAGAUACUGUUGAAGAGCUUGCGAUGUUUUUCACUAUCAACUUCUGUCACUUGGUUCAAAUAAAGAACGUGUCAUUUUCUGGCGAUAAUUUAGUGCCAUCUGCUUUGCAUCGGAGCUGGAGUUAGUCUUUUUGAUUAAACUUCUGAUUUGCAGUAUUGUUUGUAGCGCGCAUCUUGCAAGUUUACAAUUCCAACUCUCGCUGUCCAAUAUUUUGUUUUGUGUCUUUGUUCUUUGCGGCCCACUGUUUUAGUUAGAACAAAUUAUUAAUGAUGCAAAUGAGCAGGUUUGAUUUGCCUUAAGGCUGGCGAGUUGAUAAGAAGAAUAUAGUGUUUCUCCAUCUCAGAAUUCACGUUUCGACCAGGUUUGCAAAUUUGGAGGUUUUGAAAUAGAUGCUUUUAUUUACUUUCCCUCAGCUUUUCUACUUCACUUAAACACAAAAUAAUAACCUGAAGGAAACAUAGUACCAUGACCAGCUCCUGUUUAUCUUGGUGGUAACAUGAACCAAAGCUUAAUAAUCGUGUCUUAUGCAAACUGAGAAACUAAUACAUUUUUUAAUGCUUGCUGCAGGCUUCAACAGUGCUGUAGAAGGGAUAGAGAAAAAAAAUGCAAUAACUGCUGGAACAAAAACUUGUAUUUAAACUGUUGUGCACUGUAGUUCUGUCGGGUUUCUCGUGUGUUUUAAAUGUUUACUAAACUUUCUGUUGAAUGCAACGUUUCUUGCCUUUGCACAUAAAGCACAAGAGCUGCUGUGAGAGAGUAGAUUGUGGUUUAGCAAAAUUGCAUUUGCGUGAUCAACUUUGUGAAUCUUAAAUUAAAUCUAGUUGUCUUGCCUUCCUUUAUUGGUUUGUAUGUUUAAAAUUGGUAUUUGUGUGUACGGACUGUAAUAUGUAAGUGCAUUAUAUUCAGCGUAGUUGUCUUUUAAAAAAAUUUAAACCUAUCAGCUCAUUUGUCUCUAAGGUAAUCAUGAAGGAUUGUAAUUUGACACCUUUAUUUUCCAAUCCAUGGGAAACAAAAUUUGUGAUUAUGGGUUGUCUCUUGAUGAGGCACAUUUUCCACUUUUUUUAAAUGCAUGUCUUAUUGGUGCAUCAUUGUAUACAUGGUAUUACAGGAAGAAGCAAUCAAUUGGCCUGAAAAUAAGCUAUGCUCUCGUUAAAUAAAUGGUAAAAAUUUAGAAACAAAAUUAUUCUUAAAUGCACUACAAGUAGGUAAAACUUAAUGUCAUUCAUACUGGCAAUGGGGGCAAACACUCCAGGAGUAGUAUUGAAGUCUUAACACUAUGAAAUUUGGAAACAAAAUGAGGCAACUGUAUUUUAUGUUUUGAAGUUGUAUUUGAUUUUCCCAGAUAUUUGAGGAUGUUAAAUGUGGCUAUCCAUCAUUGCAGUUACAACAAGUAUUGAUGUGUUCGGAUUUAUUCCAGCAAAGCUUAUGAUGACUAAUAUAUUGUAUGUUCAAUUUUUUUUUAUGUGACUCCUUUACAAGCUGGCAAGGAGCAAAUUAAUUCCACUGAACAAAACAAAAGUGUUUGUGUAAAUCUACAUUCUGACACGAGUGUGUAACAAAUGUUUAGAUGUGAUAUUUGCUUUUUUUUUGGCGCAUACUAACCGAACUGUACGAAACAAGAACACUGCAGAUUCCCCAGCCUGUUCCACAAGCCGGUUUGCUUACGGCUUCAUUUACAAUGGUCUUAGUCUAUGAUCAACACACUAUUGCCCAUGUCCAGAGUCUGAGUAAUGGCAACUCUGAAUUGAAGUUCAUUUAAUUUUAAUCAAAACAAUGAAGUCUUUAGUGUAAUUUCAAAGGACAAAGUUAGUAUCAGUGUUUUUGAAAUAUUUUUCCCUCUGAAUUAGCAUAAAUGAAUGAUGCAGUUGCAGCUUUGCAUUAUGUGAGAUAUUUUUUUAAGUACAAGAUGCUGGUCUGUUGACCUCUUUGUUGGAAAGUCCUUUGAGUCUGAAGGGAACUUGCAGUGCGAGAGUGAUGCCACACUCAUGAAUUGGGUACAGUUCCUACAAGUGCUAUUUUAAGUGGCUAACUUCAAAUUUCACAAACAGGUCCUUUAGCCUUUGCUUGCUGCACUACCAUCUGGAUAUUUGUGUGUGGUCCUUUUCAAAUGUAAUGUUUUUUUUGCUCUGUAGUUUGAAGCAAUAAAGUUUGAUAAUUCAUUAAUGAA